AUGAUAAAAAUAGCACACUGUUAAAAGACCAUGGACCGGAACAUUCUAAAAACGUUUCAGAAAGGAGGGGCCACACUGGUCAGUGAAGAGGAAUUGCUUCAGCUGGCUAAGGUGAGACCACCACAAUCAAAUGGUGGUUCACAAUGUAAUAUUGAAAGUCUAAUACAGAAGAUUAAGACACAGAUAGAACAGCAGGAGGCCCUUAAAGAAUUUAUGAGUUUAGACCAUAUCAAACCACUUGAUGACUGCCAUGUUGCCAAAGCACCAGAAAACCGAGAAAAGAACAGAUACCGAGAUAUCCUCCCAUAUGAUCUAACAAGAGUUACCCUUGGAGAAAAGAAAGACUUCAUCAAUGCCAGUUACAUUCGUGUUCCAGUGGGCGAAGAAGAGCUCUUUUACAUCUCAACCCAAGGCCCUCUUCCUUUCACCACAAAUGACUUCUGGCAAAUGGUCUGGGAAAACCACUCCAAUGUCAUUGCCAUGAUUACAAGAGAAAAGGAGCAUGGGAUACAGAAAUGCCAUCGAUACUGGCCUGAGCCUCCCAGUGAUUCUAUUGAUUUGACCCAGUUCCAGUUGCGACUGGAUAACUACCAAAUCCUGAAUUGUUUUGUUAUUAGAAUAAUAGAAGUGAUGAACAAGCAGACAUUGGAGAGGCGCCUGGUGCAUCACCUCCAGCUCACAACCUGGCCUGACCAUGGCACACCCAGAUCAUCGGAAGACCUUCUCAAGUUUGUUCGUUACAUGAGAAACAUUCACCGGUCAGGACCUAUCAUUGCACACUGCAGUGCUGGCAUUGGAAGGAGUGGAGUUCUGCUUUGUGUGGAUGUUUUGUUGCGCUACGUAGAAAAGGCUAUUCCUUUUGACAUCAAGCAGAUUGUAACACAUUUGAGGCAUCAGCGAUGUGGCAUGAUCCAAACCAAGGAACAGUAUGUGUUUUGUUAUGAAAUAGCUCUUCACGUCCUGAAGAACAUUCAGAGCAUGAGAUCCUAACAUCCACAGUAAAGAAAACACAACUUUUACAU
This is a messenger RNA of Anolis sagrei ordinatus, 1022 nucleotides long. The record is from RefSeq and is a predicted model, not a curated record. NCBI's taxonomy places the organism in Eukaryota, Metazoa, Chordata, Lepidosauria, Squamata, Anolidae.